GUGCGUGCGCGGGCUGAGAAAGCGACGGGGAGCCCCAGGCGGGAGCGCGCGGCGUCUCCACCCGAGACAAGAGACCAACAAGAAAGGAUGAAAUCAACAGAUCUGUGCCUUAGCUCUCCAGGGGCUGAAGUUGUUCUAGCCACAUCAAGUGAUGAAAAAUACCCCCCUGAAAACAUCAUUGAUGGAAGUUCAGAAACGUUUUGGACAACAACAGGAAUGUUCCCCCAGGAAUUCAUUAUUAGUUUUCAUAAAUGUGUAAAAAUCAGCAAACUCACAAUCCAGUGUUACUUAGUGCGGAGUUUGAGGAUUGAGAAAAGCUUAUCUAAAGAUCCAGUAGCUUUUGAAGUGUGUAUUGAAAAAGAUUUACAAUACACAGAAGGGGCGCUUCAAACAGAAGAAUUUUCUCUUCCUGAAUUCCAAGCUACCUACUUGCGAUUCAUCAUCAAAUCUGCCUUUGAUCAUUUUGUUUCAGUGCACACAGUGAUGGCAGAAGGAGUAGCAGAAAAUAUUUAAGACCAAAUUUAAAGAAUUGCCUCAAAAAUUAUUUUGUAAUGAUAUUUGUAGCAUAAAGGAUAUAUAUUAUUCAAACAUUAUAUUAAAAUGGAU
This is a messenger RNA of Emys orbicularis (European pond turtle), 606 nucleotides long. RefSeq names its product intraflagellar transport 25 (gene IFT25). The record is from RefSeq and is a predicted model, not a curated record. Bases 88 to 513 code for a protein of 141 amino acids. Gene Ontology annotation, biological process: intraciliary transport. The transcript is spliced from 6 exons. Gene Ontology annotation, cellular component: centrosome; cilium; intraciliary transport particle B. Lineage: Eukaryota; Metazoa; Chordata; Testudines; Emydidae.